Molecule: messenger RNA, 2316 nt
Organism: Hemicordylus capensis (graceful crag lizard)
Lineage: Eukaryota; Metazoa; Chordata; Lepidosauria; Squamata; Cordylidae
Product: zinc finger protein 664-like
Exons: 2
Coding region: 880-2016 (378 amino acids)
Source: RefSeq, a predicted model, not a curated record
GGUUUUGUCAAUCACACUGCAGGGGUGGGGAGAGAAAUGGGGCUUGUUUCCUCCCUCCGCUUCCCUUAUGACGGGGUGGGGGAAUCAUGCGGACUUCCGCGGCGGGUCGUGAUGAGGAAUGAAUGCUCUGAUCUCUGCAUGGCUCUGAGGAAGGAGAGUGCUGAGCAGAGAGCCAUUUCUUCCUGUGGAAAAGCGUGAAAUUGCAACCACGGAAAAAAGCAGGUAAACGACUUGCAGCAGCGAGCCUUCGCUCCUCCUCUUCCACGCCCGCCUUUCACCCCUCACUGUGCCAGGGCGCGGAUCUUUGCGCCAAAGUGAGGUGGGCGGCAGGGUCACUGGGCUACCCUCGUUCCUUCGCUGCUGCAGGCAGAGGUGAGAGGAAGGAAGAGCGCUCUUCAGCUCCGCCGGUUGCAAAUCCCACUCAGCCUCCCCGGCGCCUUUUUUUCUCUGUGUCGCAGUUGCCGUGCAAAACCAGCUGGUAGCAUUGCCAGGUACCCAGGAGGACUAGCCUGCAUAGGGCAGGAAGGAGCAAAACCAGGAUAACCUUCAUAGUGGAUGGAAGAUGUCGAGGUCGGUCGGUUGGUUUUUCAAGUGUGACUUCCGGGCUGUCAGGCUUGCCUGUUUCUCUUCUAUCUAGGAAUUGAGGAGAGUGGAGCGCUGCAGUACCCCACUGUGCUUUUCAAAGGACAUAGGAAGUUGCCUUCUCCCGUCCAUCGAGCUCAGUACUGUCCGCAGUACACUGACCGGCAGUGGCCCUGCAGGGUUUCCAGGGUUGCUUGUGUUUGGAAUUCAAGUUGUAAAGAGCUCAUUGGGAUAACAUAAGUUGGUGGAGCACUUCUGCAGUUUAACAUCCCUAAUCAGUUCCUAAGUUGCUGCAGGAUGGAUGUGGAAGUGAAUUGGGAGUCCGAUUAUGACACCCAAGAAGAUCAUUCGGAAGACUCCAGCUGUACUUCUGAGUGGGUGAGUCAGAAAGCCAGUCUCCAGUUGGAAGCAGAGGAAGACUACUCUCAACCCUCCAGUCCUAGUUCCAGCCCUGCUGGACCUUCUGGGUGGCAGGAACUCCCUGUCGAAUUGCAUUGUGAAGAAGAGGAAACUCGUAAUAUCAGCCACCAGUGGAGUGACUCAACCACAGCUGGGAUCUUCAUCACUUCUAGCACCAACUUUGACCUGCAGUGUGAAGAUGAAGGCCUGGGGUUCGGUUCACUUGAGCAUGCAAAAGGGACUUGGGGAAGAAUAAGCGAAGAUCACAAAGAUAUCAUCAUCACUGACUCUUUUGGUGAGGAGGACUUCACUCCCACAUCUGGGAAUGUUUUAUCUUGCCAUUGCAAGAGAUGUGGAGAAACUUGCCACAAUCUCAGUACAUUGCAGAAACACCAGCAGUACCAUGCGUCUGAACAUUUGUACCAGUGUCCCAUCUGCAGCAAAGAAUUCUUUCGUGUGGCCAAUUUCAGAAUGCAUAAACUCAUCCAUUCAAGUGACAGGCCAUACAAGUGCUCAGAGUGUGACAAAGGUUUCAUUCAUAAAGUUGAUCUCUUGAGGCACAUGCAAAAUGUGCAUAAGAUAGAAUAUUUAAAAACAUUGAGGUGCGCGUCUUCGCUUAAAGGGUCUUCAGUGCAUCAGAACCAAAAUGCUGCUUCCCAGGUAUGUCCUGGCGAGACAUGUAGAGAACAGCCUAAAACUUGUAGAUGCUCCACAUGUGGCAAGGGUUUCCGUACAGCUGACUUGCUUUCCAAACACAAGAUGAAUCAUCAGCAAGAUAAGCCGUAUGAGUGUCAAGAGUGUGGAAAAGCCUUUGCCCAACUGCUCAGGUUGAAAAGGCACCAGAAAAUUCAUACUGGGGAAUGCCCCUUCUAUUGCCAAGAGUGUGGUGGGGCUUUUACGCGCAGAUCUUCACUGCAUCGGCAUCAGAGGAUCCAUUCUGGAGAGAAACCCUACUCUUGCAUAUACUGUGGUCAAGACUUCAUUGAGUCAGGCUCCUUGAGGAAGCAUGAACGCAUUCACCAAGAGCAAACAUAGGGGUUUAAACUUUGCAAGUUUUUGGUACACACUAGUUGUUCUGUUACAAAGAUGUGUAUUGUACUGUACAGGUUUGCUUGUCAGGAAGCUAUGAUUGGCCAUAGCUCACUGUUGAGCAUACACUUGGUGGCAAUCCUGAGUUUGCCUCUGCGUAUUAUAUCAAGUGGUCCAUAAUUUAUAAAGCUUGUAAGUUUUGAGCCUUUUCUUUUCCUGCCAUUUGUCUGGCAGGCUGAAGAAACUGUUCCACCAGCCGUCUUGUUGUUUGUUUUAUAUAUUCAAUAUAUUUGUUCUCUUAAUACA